UGUUUGAGGCUUUGACAAUGAGACCAGCCAAUCGCCUUCAAAUGCCACCCCGCCGGCGCGCCUCCCUUCGAACAGCGCUGACUUGGUAUAUAGCUUCGGCCGCAGAAGGGCGGUCGCAGAUGGUCACGGCGAAAGGAGAACCAGAUCAGAGCCCGAGAAAACAGAUGCGCCAUGAAGAUAAAAUCAAUUGAACUUCUGUUCAUGGCGGUCACGAUCGCUCUCACCGACGCAGAACCUUCGAACUCACUCCUGUCAAAACUGAGGAAUAGCAUGAGUUCGAUCCAGAGUCACGUUAAGGAACAGCACACCAUGAGAAACCUAUUGGAGGACGUCCUUAUAGAUCUUUCCCGCGGUCCUCUAAAGGAAAAGGAAGUAACUCUCUUUCUAGACGCAUCUGCCUCCCCUUCGGAAGAAGAAAUUCUACUGCACCAGGUCCCUGAAGCAACUGGAAUUCCUAAGCUUCUUCUCCAAAAAAAUAAUGGCAUAGAUUGGAGUGCCAGGAAAGACCACAUUGAUGUUUUUGUCGGAGUAAUUGGUGUGGAACUGCCCUGGUUAUUAAGCUCCCCACCACAUGAUUGGGCAGUUCUCUCUGUGCUGCUCAUCGGAAUUAAGCAGGAGUGCGACCCAAGAGCCCUUCUGCAGACAGCACUGGCACAGAGGACUCCUGCAGUGGCCGCGUUGUGUCCAGUGAAGUUAGGCGAGCAGAGGAACAGACUCGAGUUCCGGGUGUUCACGUGGCGACCUCUACACCCGCGCCGAAAGCUCUUGCCUCUGGGCGGAUGGAACGCCUCUCGCUUCGCCUCCUGGGACCAGCUCUUCGUCGACCGCUUCUCGUCCUUCGGCGGCGUCACUCUGCACGUCGCGAGUAACGAAAACGACGCGCCCACUCUCUUCAGGACGAACUCAUCGCACUGGGACGGCCUUGGAUAUCGCAUCUUGAGCGCCCUGGCUGAAAAUUAUAACUUUACUUUCACUCUGACGGUCCAGUCCAUCGACGGGAUGUGGGGUGAAAGGCGUAAUGGAACCUGGGGGGGGAUGCUUGGAGACGUGUACAGAGGAGAAAAGAAUCUAACAAUCAACACGAUCUUCGUCUCCUACCCUCGAAAUGCCGCCUUUGAUAUCUCCAUCCCGUUUAAAUACGAAGGAAUAGCGUUCGUUAUUGCCAACCCUCUACCUCUUCCCCCGUGGCGGAGCGUCAUCUAUCCCUUCACUAGAAUGAUGUGGGCGGUCAUAAGCGGAUUCCUUGUCGUAGUCUCCUUCACCCACUGCCUUUUGGGUUCAUUCGUGGGGAAAGUGUCUCCUUUUAGAGACUUUUUAACCAUUGCACAGGCACUAGUGAAUCAGUCUAACGACGCUGUACCUUCUUCUUGGACCUUAAGAUUGUUCCUGAUGUCCUGGUGGUUCACUGCUUACGUCCUCGUCAUAUCCUACACGUGCAAUCUCAUAGCUUUCCUCACUAUCCCAAAAUAUCCCGUUAAACUUCAAACUGCUCAUGAAUUGGCCGAUAGCUACCACAGGGUAUGUAUGCUGAACUACGGUAAUGAAACAGUGGAAGCCUUCAUAGUGUCCCGCAACCCAACACUCACUACUAUAGCCAAGAAGAUAGAUAAGGUGCCGCUCAUACUCACACAACCAUACACCAACGCCCAAGAGUGCCUUGAACUCGUCACGGCAGGCACCCACGCCAUGCUCGAUGGAGAUUCAUACAUAGCGAACAUAGUACAGGAUUCAGGCUACGCCGACCGCACGUACUUCCUCAAGGAGAGGGUCCUUGAAAGUCCCACGUCCUUUUUCUUCCGCAAGAACACGCCUUGGAAAUACAAGUUUGACGAAGGUAUGUCUCGUCUAGUAAGUUCAGGCUGCAUCGGCAAAUGGAAGGAAGACAUCGACCAGGCACUGAAAAGAACGCGCUACGAGAAGAAACCCGAAGGCCAGCAAGCUCUUAAGGUUGAACAUCUCCAGGGGACUUUCCUGGUCCUUGUUUUGGGUUUGGGCUUGGCGCUGGUCACUUUCAUGGUAGAGCGACACCUAGGAAGACGGGAGAAGAACCAGUGAAGACGCUCAGCUCAGUCCGCAAAUACGAACCAUGACGAAUCAUUGAGA
Molecule: messenger RNA, 2103 nt
Organism: Penaeus chinensis
Lineage: Eukaryota; Metazoa; Arthropoda; Malacostraca; Decapoda; Penaeidae
Product: glutamate receptor ionotropic, kainate glr-3-like
Exons: 8
Coding region: 172-2055 (627 amino acids)
Cellular component (GO): membrane
Molecular function (GO): glutamate-gated receptor activity
Source: RefSeq, a predicted model, not a curated record